CGCAGUUUGAGGUCGCACAUGUGAGGUUAAAAUUCGGUGCAGAAAGUUGCCGUUUGUAGCUAUUUGAAAAAAAGCUGUAUUGCCGAAUUGUGCGUCGAGACCUUGCUGUACAGUGUGACUAGAGAUAAGUGUGAAUUUCUUGGCAGGAUCUUGGUAAAUUUUAAAUCGUGUGUCUUUCUCGUCAUACGGCGUGUGGAGAAGUUAACCAAAAAUGGCCGCUCAGAUGACUGGGUUAUUCAACACGUUGGGAAAGCUUGGUUUGGGACUUGCAAUAGCCGGGGGUGUUGUCAACUCGGCGCUUUACAACGUCGAAGCAGCACACAGAGCUGUGAUAUUUGACAGAUUUCGUGGUGUGUUACCAACCAUCUCCGAUGAAGGAACACAUUUUAUUAUUCCCUGGGUUCAAAAACCAAUAUUUUUUGAUUGUCGCGACAGACCAAGAAAUGUGCCUGUAGUCACUGGUACCAAAGAUUUGCAGAAUGUAAAUAUUACUCUUCGUAUUUUAUUCAAGCCAGUCCCUGAGCGGUUGCCGCAGAUCUACGUUAGUUUAGGUGAAGAUUAUGAUGAUAGGGUUCUACCUUCCAUCACUAAUGAAGUAUUGAAAGCUGUUGUGGCUCAGUUUGAUGCUAGCGAGUUAAUCACGCAGAGAGAAAUGGUCUCAUUGAAAGUUAGAGAUGAAUUAACUGACAGAGCUGCUGUGUUUGGUCUCAUUCUUGACGAUAUAUCUAUUACGCAUUUAACAUUUGGUAGGGAAUUCUCACAUGCCAUUGAAUUAAAACAAGUAGCCCAACAAGAAGCUGAAAGAGCUCGGUUUAUUGUAGAAAAGGCAGAAACAGAAACGUGCAGCCAUUAUAGCUGCCGAGGGAGACUCCAAAGCGGCUGAACUUUUAGCUAUAUCUUUCGGGGAUGCUGGCGAGGGUCUUAUUGAAUUAAGAAAGAUUGAAGCAGCGGAAGAUAUCGCACAUCAGAUGUCAAUGUCACGCAACGUAGCAUAUCUACCGUCAGGACAGAAUACAUUACUCAGCUUACCAGCAAUGUAGUUUGGGGGAUUCAUUGAUUGGUUCCAGGGUGUAUGAGCUAGGGUUUCCAACUUCCAGUGACAUGUGACGAGAUCUCACUCAAAUUGCACUUUCAUAGUGUACAGUUGUAAUAAUGAUAUUCUGUAUUCUGAGCACUGUGUUAAAUGUGACUGACCUUAAAUAGACUUUAAUAGCAGGGUUUAUUCUGUCUUUUUAUAAUAGAAAUCAUUUGUCGUUCUGCAAACUCGAUUACUGUGGAUUCCUCAGUGAAGUACUAAAUGUUGAAUUAUCAUAUUUGACAAUUUCUGUUGGGCACCAAUAAAUAAGUGUGGCUCAAAUGAAAUCAGAUUUCAGUUUCUUUCACAACCUAACAAUGUAUUUUUAAUAAACUCUUCUAUAUUCCAUUGUAGCAAGCUUUGACCAGUAAGUGAAACAUUAUAAACGUCUUGGUUGUCAGUGAAAAAUAUGCCUCUCAUCAAUGUGGUCAUGCUGUAAAAUAAACACCAAAUUUGUCUAUAUGCUGAUGCAAUUUCAACAGUUUUGCGUAAAGACAAUGAUAUUGGCUGCGCGUGUAUUGCAUAUGUGAAAACUGAAAGCAUGUCUCCUCUCCCUUAAUUGGUCAGUAUCCAUUUUAUGUUGCCAUGGCAAUGUUUCUGCUAAUCAACCAGGAUGAUCUUCAUCACCUGUUCUACUCAUCACAUGUCUCUGGACAGUGUUGCUAAAAAUACAUUCUUGAUUUGAUAUAAAAGCCUGAAAGUCAUCAACUUUCAAUACAUUUUUCGGUUCACAGGGCUAAAUGAUUUAUUUUAUAUCAAAUUAUACGGUCACAUACUGUGAAAGCUGGAAUUAUUUUCGCUGAAAAAAACCUUUUGGCUGUUAUGUGUGGAUUUUAUUUUCACUGAUUUUUGAAGAGUUGAAUAUGAAAUAUAGGAAAAAAAGUAUAUUCGCAGGAUUUUAUUUUCGCUGAAUCAUUCCUUUCAGCAAAAAUAAAGUAUUUUACAGUAAUUAAACAUGAGCUUUGAGAAUAGUUUUCAUUUUAUUCUCCAUAAUUAAAAUGAAUAUGUAUUGGUGGUUUACUGCAGUGUAAAUUUGUUUUUGUAACUGGGACCAUAUUACAAGAAAUUUUGCAGCAUUGUGUAUCCCUGACGCCCCAAGGUCUGAUCACGUCAAUUUUAAUAGUGUUUCAAAUCACAAGAAAAUUAAAUGAUCCUGAUUAUUCAUAGUUAACUAGAAUUUAAAUUUUUAUUUGGAUGGCUUAUUAUGUAGAUGACUUAAUACAAAUCUUGGGUUUUGUUUCUGUUGAGCCUUACCUCUAGAGACGCGUGUUUUUUUUAUGGUGCAUGGUGUGAAUUAAAAUGUUCAACUAUUGAUAGUAAUUCUGUAUUUUUUCAUUGAAGCUGGCAUAAGAUGGGUUGGGUUUAACCAACUGAUGAAAUUACAUUGGUUUGGAUUUAUUUAUCCAGACAAAAAAG
Messenger RNA from Saccoglossus kowalevskii, 2491 nucleotides. Its product is annotated as prohibitin 1. Gene Ontology annotation, biological process: mitochondrion organization. Lineage: Eukaryota; Metazoa; Hemichordata; Enteropneusta; Harrimaniidae. The record is from RefSeq and is a predicted model, not a curated record. Gene Ontology annotation, cellular component: mitochondrion; membrane.